Molecule: messenger RNA, 2930 nt
Organism: Wyeomyia smithii (pitcher-plant mosquito)
Lineage: Eukaryota; Metazoa; Arthropoda; Insecta; Diptera; Culicidae
Product: putative mediator of RNA polymerase II transcription subunit 26
Exons: 7
Coding region: 129-2750 (873 amino acids)
Source: RefSeq, a predicted model, not a curated record
AUAAAAGUAAACAAAGUAAAUGCUCAACGGUUAACGUGUUAUAGUUUUAUCACUUUUUGUGCAGUUUUUGUAUAGUUUAGAGCAAUAAUUUGAGCAUUUGCGACAUUCCUCAAUUACCAGUGCUUCAAAUGGCAGAGGAUAACUAUGAGUUCACCAUUGCGAAAUUUCUUAAGGAACAAAAACGUUUACUCGCUCUGGAGCGAGAGCGUUUCGAAGCGGAAAAAUUCGAAAUUUUAGAACCGAGGGAGAAAAGCUCCCCGAAAGUGGAGUUGAUUCGUUCCAGUGAAGAAAGUGCUAAAGAGUCGAAAGACCUACUAAAUAAUCAACUAACCCGUGGUGAAUUUAUUUCUGAAAAUAAUUCAGUUUAUAUUUCGGGUGAUGAAUGUCUAUCGCCCAGUGGAAACUCAGAAUCAAAACAGUGUCCGAUUGAACAAUUGUUAGACGGGCACUCCAAUGUGCUUGAAACUUGUGUAAGUCCCGCCGGCGCUGACGGUCACCGUCGUUUGUUAAGAAGACCGCUGGAUGCCCGCGCAGAGUGCGGGAAGGAUGAUUCCACUUUGGAGCGGCAACAGGAUGAAAUGGAACAGUGGGUGUCGGACACAUUCUAUUCGUACUUUCCUAGCUUCAACAAAAAUCAGAACGAAAAGAAAUCGAUGCUCUCCCGUGCCCGCCAAGCCGACUAUCAAGAAUAUCUGAAAAAUGUAAAUCAUAUUGCUAAUGUGAUCCCUCAAGUGAUGUCCAAACACCAGCAGUACCUCGAAAAGUUCGGCCACCAAACCGGCCAGUCUCCCAACGAAAAAGGAACGAACACUACCAGUCCAAAUCAACAACCGAUGGGAAGCAGCGGUAACAACAACACCGCCACCAAGUCCUACCUUAGUCCAUCUGUCAGCUUCAGCCCGAACCAGAUACCAACGAUUAGGAAGACGCUAGCAAGUGACCCGCCCGGCUCGUACAUGCGCAAAGGUAGUCCGCGGGAAAAGUUAAUCAGUGAUUUGACCCAUACUGAUCUGUCCACCAUUCUCAAUACAGACACCAUUGACAGGCGGAACCGGAUGCUGGCGGAAGUAGGUCCCUCCCAGUUUCCAAUCAUUGCUAGUCACUCCGACACUGCAACUAACCGUGCUAGUAGAAAGUCACUCGCUGCGACUUUCAUUCCCACUAACGAGCGGGGAACCCUGCUGCUAGAUGAGGAAAGCCGUAGAAAAUUGGAAUACCAAAAGGAGCUCAUCAAGCAGAUAGAGGAAAAACGGAAAGAAGUGGAGCGAUUAAGGGAGAAAGAAAAACUGGAAGAGGAAAUGCUUACCAGUCGCUUGGAACAACAGUUGAAAACGAUGCAACUUGAGGAGGAACUGGAGCGCGAAAAGAUUCGCAGCGAAAAGGUCCGCAUCGCCAAUGAACAGAACCACAUCCGGCGAUUGCAAUUACUUUCUAAACUGGAAAACGACCAUAAGGUGUUCAACCCACAUGAUGAGCAACGCAAGACGUUGUCCGAAAAUGGCAAAGAAGUCUACAUUGAUCAUCAGCAUCAGCAACAGCAGCAUCAGCAGCAGAAAACGACGGCCAACGCAAAAGUCUAUCGCUACUUUAGCAACUCGGCACAAAACGAGAAACCGUCCAGCUUCACAUCUUCCAGCAUUUCAUCUGAGCUAGACUAUAAUUCUUCCAGUGAAUCUGCGGGGCAGUACGAGCGUUAUCAGUUUUGUAAAAAAUGUCGAGCUGACAUCGAUCGGUCGUUUCUUCCACGGGCUGGACUGGAUCACAGCCGUCAUUAUCAUCAUGCUCAAAAACACCAUCAGCAGCAGCAUAAAACAACACCGAAAAGGGCUCACAAGGAGGAUCAUUGCCUCAACUGUCACACUCGAAUGGAGAGGCUUUGUGAGAAGUGUGAUCGGGUUCUGAAACGUUCUCUAAAGGAAAAUCUGUGUACGAUUUGUCAACAGGCACUGCAAAACAGUCGCGCCCAAAAAGAAGCCCAGUUCGAGUUAAGACGGCAGCGUAGUAAAUUACUGCGCUCGAUGGAACAGUUUGACGACGAUUACGACAAUCGACCUGUGACUGAGGUUGAGAAUCCUCCGCAUCCGGCUUCCACGUCACCACCAAACCCAUACAAAAUCAUCGACAUCCAGUAUCACGAAAGCGACAACGAUCAUGACUUAGCGGUGCUAAAUCCGGUGAUUGUUCGAAACAACUACAAAAAGCCUUACUCACUAAACAUCGAUAAGGAUUCGAUCUUCCAUCCUAGCAAGAAGACACCAGAGCCCAAGGUAUCCGUUAACAUUCGUAACGGUGAAGUUUUCGUAGACAACAAGCUAAACCCGUCAGCUGUCAAGCGUCCCUCAAGUCCACCUGGCGUGCUCGCACGGGAAGAUACCGACGAUCCUAUCACCGACGAAAUGGACGAACGUAUUUCCAAAUAUGUGAAGCACUACAACACCCUCUGGAUGAAGCGCGGCAUGCGCAAAAACAAUCUUAUUUCUCAGAAAAAUGCGCAAUUUUCGUCGGAGUCGUUGCAGAAUAAACCGCUGCUGCCAUCGCUUUCGCCAGCGAAAGUGUACGUCAGCGAUCGGGCCGAUAACCUUAAAAGUGACGCCAUGAAAACUACCGAGAAAAAAUGGGAUAUUCCCGCCGUAGAACGGAUCAAGGUAUCACCCGGGUCGCCACGCGUGCUCACUCAGCUAGGCGCCAUUCGGAAACAACUGCAACUCGAACAAUUGGAAAUGGAUAAGACGUUCGAUAAGAGUUACUAAAAAAAUUUGAAAAGGCAUAGAAUGCUACAUACUCCAUCCCAUCUUCAUUUACCGUUAGGACAAUAAUCAACCUAGGCCGUACACCAGCAAAUUGUCGUAUUCUACGUAAUUCCAUUAAGUUUUUUGUUUAUUUUUUAUUGAAACGUAGAAAGUAAGACACAAUAAUAACAGUUAGUGAAA